Lampris incognitus (smalleye Pacific opah) is the source of this 1466-nucleotide messenger RNA. Its product is annotated as pro-opiomelanocortin-like. Gene Ontology annotation, cellular component: extracellular region. Gene Ontology annotation, biological process: neuropeptide signaling pathway. Gene Ontology annotation, molecular function: neuropeptide hormone activity. NCBI's taxonomy places the organism in Eukaryota, Metazoa, Chordata, Actinopteri, Lampriformes, Lampridae. Bases 266 to 904 code for a protein of 212 amino acids. The transcript has 3 exons. The record is from RefSeq and is a predicted model, not a curated record.
GCAAGAAAGAACAGGGAAACGCACCCCGGGGCCUUGGGAAUCCAAGAAGUGUGUUUCACGUGUCUAUAAAAAGAAUCUGUACAUUGGAGGGAAGCAACGGCAGACCAUCUUCGACAGAGCAAUUCAUCACAGAAAGAGAGAACAGGAGAGAGCGAGAGAGCGAGAGAGAGAGGGACCACAGAGAAGUGCCGUCAGCCUCAAACAACAGACCUGUGGGGUAAACGGGAGGAAAGAGAAAAGGAUAGACUUUGGAAAAAGGCUGAAGAUGGCGUAUGGGCUUUGGCUGUUUGUGGCGGUCUCAGUGUAUAUGUGUAGUUCUGGGGUUGGAGCAGUGUGCUGGGACACCUUCCUUUGCAAAGAACCUGGCUCAAAGGACAAGCAACUGGCUAAAUCCCCAGAGUCCAGUCCCACAGCCCUGGAUUCCAAUGAGGAAAAUCUCUCGCUGGGCGUGCUGUUGGUCAGCCUGGCAGCCGGAGGCAAGAUCCAGCUGUCAAAGCUGGACAACCGAAAUGAAGAGCGACGCUCCUAUGCCAUGGAGCAUUUCCGCUGGGGAAAACCCGCUGGCAGAAAACGUCGGCCCGUCAAAGUCUCCGUCUCUUCUUCUGGGGGCGGUUUCACUCCACAGGUACGCAGGCAGUUGGGGUACAGGGAGAAUGUAGAAAACGGGGAUUUGGUUGUCCAGCAGCCAAAGAGCCUAGAGCUGAAGGCAGUGAAGUACAGCCCUAAAAUGGGCUUCUUGCUGAGCCCACAGGAAAGCAAAAAUGAGACCUAUCGGAUGAGUCACUUCCGGUGGAGCACACCUACACAGAAGCGGCACAGCAUCUUUGCAAAGACAUGGGAUGAGAAAUCUCAGAAAUCCCUGCUCAGGUUUUUUCAGAGCAUCAGCAGCGGGGAUGCACAGUAGAAGAGGUCAGCCCAGCCGGAAGAGACCAACGGCAACUGCAUGUCAUGAAAAGCCGAUGGCUCACUGUUUGAAAUGAUGGGGCCCUCAGUGCAUGCUAUUGAGAUUAUUGUUUUGACCAACAACUUAUUCUGAUACAACUACCUUAUCUAAAGGCUAUUUAACGAGAGGCAAUAGUUUUAUGUUAAAAGCAAAAGCCAUUUAUCAAAAAGCCAUUAACCUACUUCCUGCCUUGACCUUUAUGGCCUUGACCUGAACGCUGUAUCAGCAACAUCAUUUCUCAUGGACAUCAGAACGUCAUUGCUGACCCUAACAAUUUCCCUAAGGAACUUAAGCCACCGAAGGCCUUUCAAAGGUUGGACGUGGGUGUGAGCAGCGUCAUCGAAAUUAUUUUUGUUUUUCUUUUCACACAGCUGUGCUAUGCCGUCAUUUAAAUUAAUCAAAUAAACGUUAUGCAUUUUGUGGCAAACAACGAAGGUGUCGCCUGACUGAUUCUAGACGGGAUGAUGAACCUACGGCCAUCGAGCACACGCUGGAAAGCGAUAUCAAAUCAAAGGCGGGCCUG